AGGACAUGCGUCUUGCUGCCUGACGAGAACCGGGAGGUCCUGCAGACCCUGCUCUACUUCCUCAGUGACAUCGCUUCUGCUGAGGAGAACCAGAUGACAGCUGGGAACCUGGCCGUGUGCCUGGCCCCCUCCAUCCUGCACCUCAACGUCUCCAAGAAGGAGGGCACCUCCCCUAGAUUAAUCCACCGAAAGGGGGCAGGUGGAAAACCAGACCACAAGGACCUGAGUGAGAACAUGGCUGCCAGUCAAGGGCUCAGCCACAUGAUUGUGGAAUGUAAGAAAUUAUUCCAGUUCCCUCAUGAGAUGAUGUUGCAGUCGCGGAACUCCUACGUUGCAGCAGACGCCCAGCCACUCCCUCUCUACGGCCUGGGCCUGAACAUGAAGGGCAAUCCUGUGGAUUACAGAGCCUACCUGGAGGAUAACAUCCAAGCUGUACUGAGGGAGGCCAUAGCAAAGAGCAAAGGAUGGCACAGUGCCCCAAGCCCAGAGAACACAGAGCUGACCUACAAGAAGGUAUGGCUCAGUCCCAUCCGUCUUUGGAAAGUGACCACAGAGAUCGAGGCCCCACCCCAGACUUUGUUGCACAGAGUUCUGCGUGAGCGCCACCUGUGGGAUGACGACCUACUACACAGCCGUGUAAUCGAGGCUCUAGAGGACAACACAGAGGUGUAUCACUUUGUGACAGACACCAUGGCACCUCAUCCCCGCAGGGACUUCGUAGUAAUGAGGCGGUGGUGUAGAGACCUUCCUCGGGGCCUAUGUCUGCUAGUGUCCUCCUCUGUGGACCAUGACAACGUUCACCUGGAAGCGGGGCUACAGGCAGUGCUGCUAACCUCACGGUUCCUGAUUGAGCCCUCUGGGAUGGGCCGGUCCAGGCUGACGCACUACUGCAGAGCGGACCUCCGGGGACGAUCACCUGAGUGGUACUGCAAAGUGUUUGGCCAUCUUUGUGCAGUGGAAGUUGCUAGGAUACGGGGCUCCUUCCCUGUGCUCACAGCGAGAGGAACAGAGACAAAGAUUUGAGCUCUGAGAUGGCCAGACAGCCCACCUCAGACACGUGCUGCCUACGGCUCACAAUUACUCAAAUUUAGAGUGCCAAUCUGUAGCAUUAUGCUACAUCUACCUGACAAACUCUCUACAGUGUCAUCAACAUAGGACUGUCGGGAUGUGGACCCUCAUAUUGUACUGAUGUCCCAUUAGGAGCGACUGUGGAAUUGGUAGCAAUAUUCUAAACAAGUCUAGGCAUUAACUCACGAUAACAUAUUCAAAAGUACUCUGAAGUAAAUAAAAUAGUUUAUAUAUACAAAAUCCAUUCUUGUGAAAGACUAGGUUAGAUUAGGACAAUUGUGUUGAUAGCUUUACUUAUGAUACUUACAUAUCAGUUCCCAUUUUAAUGCUGCUGUGAAAGGAGCAAGACUAAAGGCGAGGAUGCUAAAAUGCCAUGGAAUAAUUCAGGAGAGCUCUUUAGCAACCAUUCCUGUUUGUUCUGUAUACUAUGCAAUUUCUUCAUGAUACAUUCACAGAGCUAAUAUAUUUUACUACUGUGAUUCGCUGCAUCUCAAACAUAAGAAUGGCACCUUACCUUGCUACUUGAAUAGCUAACCCUAGUAUUGACGAUACUUAGAUGUAAGAGAGAAAAGGGUUGCUUACUGAGACACCUUAGUGAGUGGUAGUGAGCUUUCUUAUAUCUCCUAGAUAUCGGACAGACACUUCAAAAAUGUAUUCCUUAUGAUAUAUUUUUUGGACUCUCUGUUUUGCCAUUUAUUUGUGUGUUACUCAAUGUAUUUCAAUGGACUAUAGUAGUAAAGGCCAAAUUCAAUAUUUUAUCAAAUAAGGUUUUUAUAUAUAUUUUUAUACCUACAGGGGUCCUAAAAUUCAAAAUCAAAUAGCUAAAUGAUCCAAUGUAUUACCAUCUUAAAACAAUUCCAUAUGUUAGCUUAGUAGACCCCCCCUCCCAGGCCUUGCUUUGGCUAUACAUUCUCAUCAACUGCUUGUAUUACUCAAGUGUUUAUCAUCACACACUGUAUGUUAAACAUCUCAAGAGGGGGCUCUACUCUGGACUUCAUGGUAUGAUGUGUCUUCCUUUUACUCCUAUCUUUAUAAGUCUAACUGGUUAACCUCCUCUCACUUUAAUUUAGCUGCUGAGCUCUAGGGAUCAGUCUUCUUCCCCAGAUCUUCAGAAGUUUAAAAAUAGGAACAGAGACAUUUUUUAAAUGGGCAAAUAUCUGUUCACCAAGGCCCAAACUAUAAGAUAUAAGCGCGGAGCUCAAACGAUAGAAUAAAUCAAACUUUGAUGUCAUUUAAAUAUGGGUAAUUUGCUAUCACAAUGAGGAGGGGAAAGGAUUGUAGCAUGCUCCACAGUGGACAGACAGCCCGAGCUUUAGGAAACGUUAGUGUAGCUUGCUGAUUUACUGUAAGUGUGGCAGGUAGCCUAGUGGUUAGAGCGUUGGGCCAAUAACCGGAAGGUUUCUGGAUCGAAUCCCCGAGCUGACAAGGUUAACAUCUGUUGUUCUGCCCCUGAGCAAGGCAGUUAACCCACUGUUCCCUGGGUGCUGUGGAUGGUGACUAAGGCAGCUCCCUGCACCACUCUGAUUCAGAGGGCUUAAAUGUGGAAGGCAUUCAGUUGUACAACUGACUCGGUAUCUUCCCUAUCUAUUGUGUCUCAGUAAUCAGUGUUUUAUUUAUGUCUGUAUGAUUGAGUCCUUAUUUGAGUCGUAUGAAUGUGACUACCAGUAUGUAAGUACUGGUAGUGUAAGACUAUAAGUGUCUGUACAGGAUGUAACCAUGGUCCAUGGUCAUAUUUUUCUGUUGGACAUUAUGUACAGGGAUGAUGUUUUGUUUGAUCUAAUCCUAAUCCGAGUUAUGCCAUGACUGAAUGCCUUUAACCGUUUUCAGUGUUUUCUUAUGCCAUACGCUUUACAUACAGUACAUACACUAGUAACCAGUGCUCCUAACUGGAAUUACGCCCAUUGAAUAAUUUAAACAAUUGUGUGGAAACAAUAACCAUAAACACAGUGAAUUAUUUUUUUGUAACACAUACCAGGCUGUUGCACUUAUCAUUGAAGCAGUAGUAAAUAACUUAACAUCUUAGCCCACAACGUCUUUAUCUAAUUUGUCUCAUCAAUUACUCUUUAUUCUCCAUUUACUACCUAUUUGUAUUAUACGGCUCUGACUGUAAACAAAUUACAAAAGCAAUAGAUUUGUUGAAAUGUGUAUUCUCUCCCUAAAUCUCCCAGCCCCUUUUUCACCACCAUAAUUUGUAUUCUUGAUUAUUUUCUUGUCACAGUAGAGCUUGAAGCAAGCCGUUAUCACUGCAUCAGAAUGUGAAAUUUACCAAAUGUCACACAUUAAAACCUAAAACAUAUCACUAA
Molecule: messenger RNA, 3371 nt
Organism: Oncorhynchus kisutch (coho salmon)
Lineage: Eukaryota; Metazoa; Chordata; Actinopteri; Salmoniformes; Salmonidae
Product: stAR-related lipid transfer protein 8-like
Exons: 6
Biological process (GO): actin cytoskeleton organization; regulation of Rho protein signal transduction; signal transduction
Molecular function (GO): GTPase activator activity; lipid binding
Source: RefSeq, a predicted model, not a curated record